AUGGUCUGUUCAACAGGGAGUGACCGGUCCUUUGGCCCGCGGGUUAACCCUGAUUGUCGAUCCUUUGAUUUUACCAUUGCAUUUGAAGAUGUGUUUUUCGCAUGCUUGCCAGCCGGUCUCUUUAUCCUCCUUUCCUGCAUGCAUGCCGCUCGACUACUACGGAACCCUAUCCUAUACCACCUGAAUACUACACUCCUGCGCAGCAAACUGCCGCCCGUGCAGUUGGCCCUGGCAGGGUUAUUCAUAGCGCAACUUGUAUUUCUUGCCUUUCGGGUUCGAAGCUUAGCCGUCAAAACAGAAGCAUCUAUUGCAGCCGAUGUUCUCAGCGCUCUGGCGACAUUGGCAGCAGUUGUUCUAUCCUUUGUCAGCCAUCAACGCUCUCAACGGCCCUCCACCAUCCUGAAUCUGUUUCUAUCUGUCUCAAUUCUACUCAAUGCCGCUCGAACACGCACACUUUGGCUACUACCGCGUAAUGUCGGCAACUCGAGAGCAGCCACCGCCAUGAGCAUCGUUCUUUCUUUGUUUCUGGUAUCACUGGCACUAGAGUCGGUGGAGACAAAAGCAAAAAUACUGAAAGCUGGUUCCCCAGAGCAGCACAGCGGAAUUUGGCCUCGGACGUGCUUUACAUGGCUGGCUUCCACAUUCCGAACCGGCUACGCGCAGGUCCUCACGUUAGACGAUCUGCCACCGCUUGAUACGAAACUAGAAAGCCAGGCUAUGUGUGAGAGGCUCAUAGAAGCAUGGAAGAGAUACAACCACCAAGAGCCACACAGCCUGCUUCGUGCAUGCUUUCGUGCUAACCUAGCAUCAUUUCUAUCUCCCAUUAUACCACGUCUUUGCGUGAUCGCGUUCAGCUUCACACAGCCCUUCCUAAUCAACACCACACUACAAGUUAUGGAUGGGUCACAGCCCAGUACGGAUGUGAGCAGAGGACUCAUUGGUGCCUGGGCACUUGUGUAUCUCGGGAUAGCAAAUUUUAGAUUCGUCACGCGAGUACGAGGAGCCCUGAUCACAACCAUUUAUCAUCACACUCUCCAAACACGAGUGGCCGAUUCAGGCGACAUCACCGCCGUUUCUCUUAUGGGUACGGAUGUGGAGCGCAUAGUGAAUGGCCUGGAGCUCUUCCAUGAAACAUGGGGCGCAUUGGCUGAAAUUGCGGUUGCAUGCUGGCUACUCGGUCGUCAACUCUCCGUAGCCUGCAUCGCCCCCUUGAUCCUGGUACUUUUAUUUGUGGCGGGAAGUUCAAAGUUAUCGGCUUCAAUGAAUACCGCCCAACGAAGAUGGAUAGAGAAGGUCCAGGAACGGCUUUGCGUUACCUCCGCGAUGCUCAGCGACAUGAAAGCCGUGAAGAUGUUGGGACUUUCGGGAGUCCUGCUGCCAGUGAUCCAAGGUUUUCGCAGUCGCGAAAUCGAAACCUCGCGCUCAUACCGAAAGCUUCUCGUCGCCAUGCUAUUACUGUCCUUGACGCCGAUCAACCUGGCACCUGUAGUGACCUUUGGCAUAUACACCAUCAUCGCUGUGUUUUGGAAAAGCCAAACCCUUCUUCUGGCGCAGGCCUUUACCUCCCUAUCGUUGAUCUCUUUGUUGACGACCCCGGUGAUCGUUUUGAUCCAAACGAUGCCAAUGGUAUUCCAGUGCGUCGGUAAUUUCGAUCGCAUUCAAGAAUAUUGCAAUUACUCUUCCCAGACGAGAAAUGUCCCUCAUAGUGGCGAUUGUUCCCGGACACCUUGUUCAACGUCAGAGGAAGAGACAACACUUGAGUCUGUACCGCUGGGAACGCUUUCUAAGCGCGAAUCGCAUUCUCAUUCCCUCUUCCACGCAGACCUUCGCCUGGACGGCCAUGGAUUUGCUUGGAACCGCUCCAGCGCUGACCCAGCCCUCCAUGACCUCCAAAUUGCCAUCAAGCGGGGCAGUAUAACCGCGAUCAUUGGACCAGUCGGAAGCGGGAAAUCCAGUUUCUUACACGCUCUGCUCGGAGAGCUGGUUGAUAUCCCGUCAGAGCUUGGAUUAUCCAGGCGGGACAAGGUCGAUCCCAGAGCACGAGAGGCCAUGGCCUACUGUGCCCAGCACCCGUGGCUAGAGAACCACACCAUCCGCGAGAAUAUCCGAGGGUCGUCGCCGUGGGAUUUGAAGUGGUAUCGUUGCGUAUUGUCUGCCUGUGCUCUUGAGACCGAUCUAGCGCAGCUAGAGAAAGGGGAUUUCACUCUCGUAGGAAACAAUGGCGUGAAGUUGAGCGGGGGACAGAAGCAGCGGAUCGCUUUGGCACGGGCCGUCUAUUCUAAGCGAAACACCUUGCUGCUGGAUGAUGUAUUUAGCGGUAUAGACAUGCACACGGCCCAAAGCGUGUCGCGCAGGCUGCUCGGACGCGACACAGGGCUUUUGCGCAAUGAUAACACUACCGUUGUGUUGACUACUCAUAACCCCAGAAUCAUGAUGCUAGCGGACAGGAUCAUCGUCCUUAGAGAAGGUAGAGUUGUAGAGUCUGGGAGCCCUUCCUCUUUGGCUCAGAAAGACGAAGGCUAUGUCAAAGAGCUUGGUCUUUGCGUGACCAGCCCGUGGGACAAAGAGUCAAUUGAUAGAGACAAUGCGUUGACUGCGAAAGAGGUUUCGCCCACAGCAGGCCUGACUUCCGCCUCAUCCAGGGAGGGCGAUAUGCAUUCCGCCUUAAUUGUAGAUCCGACAAGCAGCCCACCAACCGACCUAAGGCGAAAGAAUGGAGACCUGUCAAUUUACAGGUAUUAUCUCACCAGCUCGGGCUAUGUGGCUGUCGGGCUUUAUGCUCUGUUCAUGGUCCUAUGGAUCUUCUUUACCGAGUUCUCAGUGAUAUGGGUUAGUUGGUGGUCAGAGGCCAAUGAGACACAUCCCAACCAGAAGGUAGCUAUGUACAUGGGCGUCUAUGCGAUGAUGGGGGUUCUGGGGACAUUUGCUGCUUGCCUUGCUGCGUGGGUUGCUUUCGUUUCAAUCGUGAGCAAUUCAGCAACCAGCAUUCAUUUCGAUCUGCUCGCCGCUACCCUCAAGGCACCAUUUCGCUUCUUCGCAAGCACCGAUAACGGUGAACUUCUCAACAGAUUUAGCGAGGACAUGGAGCUCAUAGACAUGGACCUCCCAUCGACAGCCCUGAACUAUACUUCAACGGCUAUAUCCUGCCUUGCCCAAGUGAUAAUCCUCGCUAUCUUCUCCCGGUCCCUCGCGAUCGCCGUCCCGAUCGUCUUUGCCCUGCUCUACGUUCUACAGCGCUUCUACCUCCAAACCUCCCGACAGAUGCGUCUCCUGAUGAUCGAAGCUAAAGCCCCACUAUACAACCAUUUCACCAACACCGAGUCAACAUACCGGUCCGGGUCAACCACUAUUCGCGCCUUUGGAUGGACCCAUGACUACCAGUGCCGCGCUGCCCGCCUGGCGGACCAUUCGCAGCGCCCAGCCUACCUGCAGAGCUGCAUCCAACACUGGCUAACCUUCGCGCUCAACGUCCUGAUGGCCGCCCUAGUGGUGAUUCUUGUCGGGACUGUGGUAACCUGGCACCGCCAGCUGGACAUCCGCGUCGGCGGCGUGGGUGUCGCGCUGAUCAUUCUCACCGGCCUGGGCGAGACGCUGACUCGGUUGAUCCGCACGUGGACCCGACUGGAAUCGAGUAUCGGCGCCGUGACUCGCGUGCGGCGCUUCGUGACGGAGACGGAGGCCGAGGAUGCAGAGCCGGCGGGUAGAACGACAGCUCCGUGGCCACGGCCUGGAGCUGUGGAGUUUCAAGGCGUGGUGGCGGGGUUUAGAGCCCCGGGUUCCUCCAGUCUUCCCGCCGCCGAUGCAGCCCUGAAAGCCAUCACCCUCUCAGUUCAACCAGGGGAGCACCUCGCUAUCUGUGGCCGAUCAGGGAGUGGCAAGACAUCGCUGCUUCUUGCCCUACUCCGCAUGGUGGAGGUGCUCGAGGGCCAGAUCCUAGUAGAGGGGUGGGUAGCCGUUGCUGCUGGCGCAUUCGCCGCGCAGGAGGCGGAUGAAUUCCGCCGCCGCCUCAACGUGGUCCCCCAGGAUCCGUUUCUCCUGAAAGGUGCCAGUGUACGGUUCAAUCUUGAUCUGUACUCCGAGGCACAGUCCGAGGAAGAACUUGUGGGUGCGCUGCACCGAGUAGGGUUGUGGGAACUGGUGCAUGCGCAAGGAGGUCUGGACACGGUUGUGGAUACCUUGCCUUUAUCGGCAGGGCAGCAACAGCUGUUCUGCUUUGCGCGGGCGAUUGUCCGGCGGCGGAACUGUGGUAUCCUUGUUUUGGAUGAGGCGACGAGUAGUCUGGAUAGUGAGACAGCGGCCCUCGUGCAGAGUAUUAUUGACUCGGAGUUCCGGGAAUGCACCGUUCUAGCAGUGAUGCAUGUGUUGACGCAUAUCGGGGCCUACGAUCGAGUGGCGGUUUUGGACGGGGGAGCGCUGGUGGAGGUUGGGCCUCCAGCGGAGUUACUGGCUGGUGAGACACGGCUCGCGGGUUUGUAUAGCAUGCAUCUGGGUUAA
This is a messenger RNA of Aspergillus pseudonomiae, 4494 nucleotides long. RefSeq names its product ABC transporter. Gene Ontology annotation, molecular function: ABC-type transporter activity; ATP binding; ATP hydrolysis activity. Gene Ontology annotation, cellular component: membrane. The transcript is spliced from 15 exons. The record is from RefSeq and is a predicted model, not a curated record. Gene Ontology annotation, biological process: transmembrane transport. NCBI's taxonomy places the organism in Eukaryota, Fungi, Ascomycota, Eurotiomycetes, Eurotiales, Aspergillaceae. The coding region runs from base 1 to 4494 and encodes 1497 amino acids.